This is a messenger RNA of Ahaetulla prasina, 2066 nucleotides long. Its product is annotated as N-alpha-acetyltransferase 16, NatA auxiliary subunit-like. Gene Ontology annotation, biological process: N-terminal peptidyl-methionine acetylation. The transcript is spliced from 4 exons. Gene Ontology annotation, cellular component: NatA complex; cytoplasm. The record is from RefSeq and is a predicted model, not a curated record. Gene Ontology annotation, molecular function: protein-N-terminal amino-acid acetyltransferase activity. Bases 36 to 563 code for a protein of 175 amino acids. NCBI's taxonomy places the organism in Eukaryota, Metazoa, Chordata, Lepidosauria, Squamata, Colubridae.
UUCCUCUUCUGUUUCAUCCAGGAAAGUUCCUGCUAAUGUUGCAGUCCGUUAAAAGGGCUUUUGCUAUUGGUGAUAACAACCCCUGGUUACAUGAAUGUUUGAUUAAAUUUUCCAAGUGUGUGUCGAAUCACAGUAAUUUGCCAGAAAUCGUGAACAAGGUUCUUACGCAAGAAAUGGAGAAGAUUUUUAUUAGCAAAGAUUUGGAAAGUUUCAACGAAGAAUUUCUCAAACGUAAUUCUACCUCUAUACGGCACCUGCUCUCAGGUGCUAAAAUGAUGUAUUUCCUGGACAAUUCAAGGCAAGAGAAAGCAAUCGCCAUUGCUACUAGACUCGACGAAGCCAUGAGAGACAGAAACGUGAAGAUUUUAACGACGGUUUUGGAUUUCUUGCGUGACGGCACCUUUGGCGAAUGCCACAGCCAGAGCGAGGCGUAUCGGACCGCGUGCCACAAAAUGUUCCCUAUAGCGACGGCCUUCAUGUCUCCCACCAGUGAUGAGGACAGUUGUUUUGCCCCCAUGAAUCAUAUGUCCAUCAAUCAUGAAGUGCUGACCAAUGAGAUUUGAAACAGAAGGCGGGACUAGCUCCUGACAGUCCAGGGAUCAUCCGGGAUCUUCUGGCUGGAUCUCAUCGGAACCACUCAGCUGUCCAACCCGGGAAACUGGAGGCAAAUCUACUGUGCUGGAACUCCUUUUUCCCCCUCAACAAGAGCUGCCAAUAUUAAUAUAAACAGCCUUUUUUUUUUUUUUUUGCAUAAUACUGGCUGUGUUUAUACUUUGUACAGCUAUAAAUCUUUCUAUUCUGAAUCGUCGACCCAUAAAUUCCAUUGAAUAUACCAAUAAAUGCGAUCACUUCUAUCAAAACGUGUUGGGUGGCUUGCAAGGAAGAUGUCCCAUCUGAGGAGAGGCCGCCAUUUUGACUGUGUCACCAUCCAUGGAAAGUCUUGCAUGUGAAAGUGAACAAACCAGGAUAAAUACAUCCUCAACACAUGUUUUUCUUCGGUUUUAUGUUUCGGUGUGGUCCUUGGUGCUCCCUGAGCUGGGUUGUUUUCUUGCAGAUGUUUCACUGCCUAAUUAGAUAACAAAUACAGAGCAAAACCCUGCUUCCUUCUUGCAUUGAUGACGUUACCUAGUCGGGUCGUGAAACGUCUGUAAGAAAAACCACCAAGCUCAGAGAGCACCAAGGACCCCUCAUUUCAACCAUGAGCUACAAAUAUUAUUUUCCAUUUCUUUCAAAGCAUGGAUCGUGAUGGGUACUGGCAUAGUUUUUUGUCAGUUUCCUAGUAUUGUGUGGAAAUUCCGAUUUAUUGGAAAAGCGCUUUCGGAUUUAUAAAACGGCGAAUGUGUUUUUUAAAGCUGUAAAUUAUUUUGGUUCAUAAUGAUUCUUUUCAAUGAUCCAUUAAACAUUUAAUACCAUUAAGUUGCCAUUAUGACAAUUAAGUUACCUUUUUUAUUACUUAGGAAUUUAAAAAAACAUUUCACUUCCAAAUCGGAAGGGAGAAAAUUAACGGGGAAUCCAGUCAUCAUAAUAAUGGUGAGCUACACUAAAAGGUUCAAGAAACGAAUCAGAAACCAAUAGUCGGGAAAAAUAUUGUUAUGUUACAUGCUGUAAAGCUGUUAAUGUUAAAUAAGGUUAUUUCUUUUAAAAAGCACAACUUUAUCUAAUUAUACAUUACAUUUCAUCUUUUUCCCCCGUUUAUUUUUUAUAAGUUAAUGUCCCUGCACUUCACGUAUAACAUAUCAACGUUUUGUUUCAGUUUUAAAUGUUUUUCCCCCCUGUUUAGGAGAUAAAUAACUAUUCCUGAAAAUGUAAAAGAAAAUCCACUGUGGCUUGUAUAAAAAAAACUCUCUUGUUUUGAAAACAAACAAACAAUGGAACCAAUUUGUUUUCAUUUUUUUUUUUUGAGUAAUGUAAAUAUUUAAAUGACGGAGGUCCUAUGCAAAAUUUAAAAAGGGAAGUUUUACCAAGCUGUCAAGAAGACAAUCUCCUUUGUCAUUUAGUUAGGAUCGAUAGUUGAAUGAAAACUUUACUGUAAAGAGUUCAACAAUGUAAUGCUGUAAUAAAUUAUU